UACAGUGACAGAUGUUUGUUAUUUUACCGAAUACGUGCCGCCAAAAUUAAAUUAUUUUUCUAUGUUUUGUAUAUAAACAAGGGAAGGAUUGUAUAAAAUGUCGAAACGAUUUAUUUUCCCUCAACAAAAUGGUGAUAGAAAAAGGGCUAAAUUGGAUGUCACUGUCUCAGAUCAUAAUUUUCCGCUGAGUCAAAAUGGUCCAAAUAAAGAGUCUGAUAAAGAUAACUGGGGAGAUGACAAUGAUGAUGAGAUCCUUUUGCUGGCCAGCCAAGCGUGCGAAGAUGCUUAUAACGACAUUAGUUCUCUCCCAGACUAUAGUAUGUGUAUGCAGCCUGGUUCAACAAGUACACAGAAUACACAGAUAUCUGAACCUGGACCCAGCACGUCGAAAGCAGGCUUUACGUUUAAGAAACCAAGCUCAAUUCCCUCCAGUGUAAUAUCUACUAACCUAAAAGACAAAUACAACCGUAUAUCAUCUCCACUACCAGGCAUGACUUCAAAAGUUCUACCAAAACAUCAAAGUGUGGACCUAAACUCGAUAUUCAAUACAUUUAAAUGUAGCACAGACAUUAAUAAUGACAAUGAAAAAAUAUACAAAAGCCAGGAUUCCGAAUAUGUGUACCGACAACUGCUUCAACUUCAAGAAGAGAAUGCUAAAUUGAAGUCAGAGAAUGGGAAGUUGUUGGAGAAAUGUGUGACAAAGGAAGGUGAGGCUUCAAUACUGAGAACUCAGUUGAAGUCAUGUCAGGUGGCCGUAGACAAUGCCAGGAUGGAGAAAAUAAAAGCUCAGGAGAAGGUUCAGAUGGAGUGGACGGAGAAACUGGCUGCAGCCAAUGGACAGAUGCAUGAGUUGAGGACCCAGUUAGACUUUAAGAAUUUGGAGAUAAUCAGUGUAAAGGAGAGGUGUCGCAUGCUGGAAUCCAACAAGGUGAAGCUGACGCAAGUCACUGUCACUGCCAAUGACGUGAACUCCAGUCAUAAACACAACACCAGUACAAGUGACUACGCUCCACCAAGAAGAGUGAAGGUGACAUCUAGUUGCAUACAAACUGAAGAUAAAGCACAUUUUCUGAAGCUCAACAAGACUUAUAGAUCGGAGCCCUCACAACUGACGGCUAUGCUGCCAAUAGUAUUGGAACCGACCACAGAGCAACAUUCUAUACUCGAAUAUAAUGAGAAGCUGCAGAAACAGACAGACCUCUCCCAGAACAAAUGCAGGAUCUACAGCACAUUCCACCGCAUACCCAGCACACCAGCGGAGAGACAGAGUCGCGGGACUAAGGUAGCCAUCAGCAGUCUACACGAAGACUUAACCAGCCUCGCCGCGGGGAGCGGGGACGAGAGGUGUUUUACACAUAUCCUAUGUCUAAUAAAGUCAGUGCUGCAAGAAGCCUGCAGCCAGUUGGAGCUGGUGGCGCAGAAAGUGACGACGUCUUUCCUCAAACAGAUGGAUGAGAAGUAUGUGGACGCCACCGCCACGCUGUCAGUCGUGGCCGAGCGGGAUCUGCUGCGUGGAAAACCUUUAUACAAAGAAGAGCAAGCUAUGCUUGCUCGACGUAUGACCGCAGUGUUGGCGGUUAUUAUACGAACCUGUACCGACGUACAGUCGUUCAAGAAAUACGAGGAUCAAUGUUUACAGUGCUUGGAAAUUAUACACAAGAUUUGUGGCUUAUUAGAUAGUACGUCAUGUGCCUUACUAUACAGCGGACUACUCUUAUCAAUAACAGGAGUAAUAGACAGUCUUAUACACCAAAAUGAGUACAAAAACACCAUAGACAUAUUACGAAGCAUCAUAUCAUCACGGCCCUUGCUUUUUGUAUCCUGUCAAGUAUUAAAAAUAUUAAGGAUAUUGUCCAAAGGAAAGGAUUUUUUGCCGAAACUGUGCCCUGGAGGGACUACUGGGAACCUACGACUGGACUAUGACCAAGGAGUUUUGUUGUAUAAAAGAGACUCGUGUUAUGUACAAAUCCUGUUAAAACAAGUGGAGGUAUCUCUCAAAUGUAUAGAGAGUCAGUGGCUGAUUGAACAAGCAGUGAAUACAACGCGGGACCUUAUCACUUUAUAUAGCAAUACUACUGAUGGUACUCUUAUAGGAGAUUACGAGAAAUUACCCGGAUGUGACUGUCAACUAAUAUUGCUACAAGUUAUAGUUUACGCGCUGAGAAUAUGCGCUGUUAUGUUGAAGGAUAUUGUUGCAAAAGUUUCAGAAGACACCCCCACAAGUACCAGGCUACUAGCAACAUGCAGGAGCGGCAUACUGAUCCUGUACCAGUGUGUCCUACGAGACGUGGAGUUCACGUCGCAGCUUGCCCACAACGAGGGCCACCUACUGCAGUUCUGCGAGACCAUGCGCGGCCUGCAGCACAGCGAGCUCUAUGCGAACAUGCUAUCAGAGCUCUCCGGUACCUUCCAAUCGUCGCCAGAAGACGCAGCUUCCUCGUUCAGCAGACAACCCUGGCUGAGCAGUUUUGGUGCCUUCUCAAUUGCUGACUGAAACCAAAUAUGGCAUUUUCUUAGCGCCGUCUUGAACUAGGCUGGGGCCCUUUUUGAAAGUAAAGAAAGCGAAUUGGAAAGUAAAAAAAAGAAAAACACUUAAUUUUUUAACAAGUACCUAUGAACCCAUUUAUAGGUAAUCAAAUACAGCAUAGGUUUUUUGGUUUUUGGAAAAGUCGCAGUCAUCGAUAAUGGCGUAGUAUAUGAUAUGCCUUGUAAAUCUAACCUUCUGAUAAGAUUCCUGAUUUGUGAAAAAAGUGUAAUGUGCCUAACAAAAAUGUUUUGAGAAUAAAUGUGUGAAAGAAAUUGUGGAUCCUUCGGGGCCCCCGAGAAUGGGGGCCCUGAGCACGGGCCCCGUGUGCCCUUAUGAUGAAGACGGUAUUAAUCCUAAUUGGGGUAGUAAGAGGUACAUCCAUCGCAAGGUGAACUAAGUAACCACGAUUCACUGAGCUUUCUGUUAGACCAACGUGAUAGUUAGCCGUAUCGCCGUCUAUAAUGGUCGGGCCAACUGUGUUAGUGAAAACUGCACUUAAGAUAAAUUAAUAACAGAUUGGUACAAGUCCGGUACCGAGGUGAACCACAGCGCGACUAUUUGUCUUCUAUGGUGGCCAUGCAACUAUUUCUUGGCAUUAUCAAAAUAGACUGUUAUGUGUAGAUUCUGGUUUACCUAUAUAGAAGGACAUCCCUAAAAGAGACUUCAUCGCCAAAUUGAACUGCUCAUAUGACAACCUUACCAUAUUGUCAUGAACUCUCAUGAGACAUAAUUAUUUAUGUACUUUAGACCUAAAAAUGUCACCAAGACAUUGCUAUGCAUUUAGCAAAAAAUAUUUAUCAUUGUAAAUAAUGUAAAAACUUUGAUUUUAACAGAGUUUUUGUACAAAGUUAUUAAUUAAAAUACCAUUUCAAUUAACAUGACUAUUUUUAUUUUAGAAAACAGAGAAGAUAAAUACAAAAUCGCUUAUAUCAAUUCUAACGAAAUAAGAUAGUGUUUUGUACAUAAUCAAUCAUAUAAUAAUCAUUUUAGAAGUUGUAUUGAUACUAAAGUUAAUACAAUACUUACAAAUGGAAUGUUAGAAACAGAAACAUGACUAUCUCAUAAAUGCUUAAAUCACUUUGAUGUAACCAUGGUAUAAGAACACCAGCCGGGCCUGCAUGACAACCGGCGCGACAAUACCAAUAGCCGUUUGACGUCCAUCUACGUAGAUAGCAUUCAUAUCGUUUAUUGGUCGAAGCGCUCAAUAUAAUUCGCCCGCGCGCAGCGCGAUUGCCAUGCAGACUCGGCAGGUAUGCUCAAAACUGACAGUUAACAUUUCAAGGUUAGCCCAGCUGACGUCAUCCCACCCUGCGUUGCCAUUUCAUCAUUGAUCAUUGUUUUUAUAUUUACUUUGCUAGGAAAUUUUGAACUUUUAGUAAAAGAGUUACUUGCAUUUUAAUGACUUUUAUUUAAGUGACAAGUAAUA
This is a messenger RNA of Pectinophora gossypiella (pink bollworm), 3953 nucleotides long. RefSeq lists its product as uncharacterized. The transcript has 13 exons. The record is from RefSeq and is a predicted model, not a curated record. The coding region runs from base 98 to 2494 and encodes 798 amino acids. Lineage: Eukaryota; Metazoa; Arthropoda; Insecta; Lepidoptera; Gelechiidae. Gene Ontology annotation, biological process: DNA repair; DNA damage checkpoint signaling.